GAUGCCGAGAAUACUGAGUACAUCGGCGAAGUUUUUAGGUUAACUCAGUCUGUGUUCGGUGUGAUCGGUGCGUGCGUGUACUCAUCAGGGUUCGUCACACUUCAGCGUGUUAGAAGGCUACGGAAUACAGGUACCUCAAUAAUGGCGUCUCCUCGGCCGAAGUCGCCUCGAACUCCAAUUUCUACGAAGAAAGAGGAGAAAGAAGAGAGCUUUUGGGAUAAAAUUGGAACGCUCGGACGGAAGAAGCGCAUUAAGGAAGUGCAAGAUGUACAGGAAGAAGGAAAAUACGCAAUCGAUUCGCCUGGAUAUGCUGCCAAUCCUGACAUGCCACCAGAGGAGUACGCUCUCGACGAGAACGAGGAGCGUUCCAUGAUAGAGCCAAAGUCCCUCGAGGAUCCGAAGCUACAAGAAUUGAUAUCCGUGCUAAUCGAGUGGAUUAACGACGAGUUGGCUGAUCAGCGAAUCAUCGUGAAGGACAUCGUAGAAGAUCUUUACGAUGGACAAGUGUUACAGAAGCUCUUAGAAAAACUGACCGGGGAGAAAUUGGACGUGCCUGAGGUGACGCAGUCCGAGGAGGGCCAGAAGCAGAAGCUGGCCGUUGUCCUGUCCGCCGCUAAUCGAGUGCUGGGCCGGUAUCCGCCUUACAAGUGGAGCGUCGAGUCCGUGCACUCGAAGAACAUCGUUGCGAUCCUGCACCUGCUGGUUGGCCUGGCCCGUCUGUUCCGCGCUCCCGUCAGACUGCCGGAGAGAGUCACCGUUCAAGUGGUAGUAGUGCGCAAGAAGGACGGCCAGCUGAUACACCGAACAGUCAGGGAAGAACUGACGACGACGUACGAUGAUCUGGGCAUGCGCUGCGAACGCGACGCGUUCGACACCCUCUUCGAUCACGCGCCGGACAAAUUGGCUGUCGUGAAGAAGUCUCUGGUAACGUUCGUGAACAAGCACCUAAGCAAAGUACACUUGGAAGUGACUGAUCUCGACACUCAAUUCCACGACGGCGUCUUCCUGACCUUGCUGCUCGGUCUCUUAGAAGGCUUCUUCGUUCCGCUAGGUAGCUUUCACUUGACGCCAAAGACGAUCGACCAGAAAGUCCACAAUGUCUCGUUCGCGUUUGACAUUAUGCGGGAUAUCGGGCUACCGAAACCGAAAGCUCGUCCCGAAGAUAUCGUAAAUUUGGAUCUGAAGUCUACGCUUCGCGUGUUGUACAAUCUCUUUACCAAGUACAAGGGAAUAAAUUAAGAAAAUUUAUGUACAUACAUUGGAGGGGAGGAAAUCACCUGGAUUUACGCGCAAAGUGUCGCGUUAUUAAAGUUAAUGAUUUUAAUUAUAUUAACAACGCCAAUACUGCGACAUGAUUCUAUUACUGAACUGCCAUUAAAAUCUUAUUUAUAGAAAAUGUUAAAUAUAUGAGUCUGCUCUUAUAGCUGCGCAUUUUAUGCUUUAUUGUAUGUCUCUUCUUCCAAAAUAUAAACUUUAUAUAUGUUUAUAUCAUAUUCAAACAGGUGAAAGAAUAAAACGAAUAUAGCUAAAUAGAGCAGACUACACGUGCACAUUAUAAGCUUUAAACGUAACGUGCCUUUUCAUAUAUGUAUAAUAUAGUAUUUUAUAAUAUUUAUUUUUAUCAUGAUUUUUAACUGUAUUGAUGUUUUGAUCUAUCUAGAGAGAAAUGUAAAAAACUGUUUAUAUUAAUAAAUAUAUUUAUCUAU
Messenger RNA from Ooceraea biroi (clonal raider ant), 1706 nucleotides. RefSeq names its product beta-parvin (gene parvin). NCBI's taxonomy places the organism in Eukaryota, Metazoa, Arthropoda, Insecta, Hymenoptera, Formicidae. Gene Ontology annotation, cellular component: focal adhesion; actin cytoskeleton; cytoplasm. Gene Ontology annotation, molecular function: actin binding. The record is from RefSeq and is a predicted model, not a curated record. Gene Ontology annotation, biological process: establishment or maintenance of cell polarity regulating cell shape; cell projection assembly; substrate adhesion-dependent cell spreading.